Molecule: messenger RNA, 4396 nt
Organism: Stegastes partitus (bicolor damselfish)
Lineage: Eukaryota; Metazoa; Chordata; Actinopteri; Pomacentridae
Gene: srrm2
Product: serine/arginine repetitive matrix 2
Cellular component (GO): nucleus
Source: RefSeq, a predicted model, not a curated record
ACACGGUUUUCAUCUCCUGUGGUUGGAGAGCCAACAGCUAGCUGGUGGCUAACGGAGCUAACAGCAGCGUUUCUUUAUUUCUCACAGUUAUAAAGACGCGGUUAUUGUAAACUCGGUGUUGACGUGUGAUUGUACGGGACUUUAUUAAAUCUAUAAAUUGCUCCCGACAUCGUUUCACUCUUGGUUUGGAAAGAAAAGGCUGAGCCAUGUACAAUGGGAUCGGCCUGACCACUCCGCGAGGCAGCGGCACCAACGGUUACGUGCAGCGAAACCUUUCGAGCCUUCGGGUCAAACGGCCACGAGAUGAACGUGGUGGCGAGCGGGAUGAGAAAGACCGCGAGAGGCUGGAAAGUCAGCUGAACCGGCAGCCCAAUGCUGACAUCCUGGAGCACCAGCGGAAGAGACAGCUGGAGGUCAAGUGUGCCGAGCUGCAGGACAUGAUGGAGGAGCAGGGGUAUUCUGCUGAGGAGAUCGCGGAGAAGGUGAACAGUUUCCGUAUGAUGCUGCAGGAGAAGCAGGAACCGACACCAGCGUCCACUGAGAGACCAACGGUGACGGAGACUCACGCUCUUGCUGCAGCCAACCAGCAGAAGAACGACCGUCUUCGCGCCGCUUUCGGCAUCUCCAGCGACUAUGUGGACGGAUCGUCGUUCCACGCCGACCGCAAGGAGAAGGAGAAAGAGAAGCGAGAGCAGGAACGUCUAGAGAGGGAGAGACUGCAGCAGCAGCAGCAGAAAUAUACGUUGGUGGAAGAUUCAGACGAGUCAGAUUCUCCUCCCAAGAAGCGCAGCCGGAAGAAGAAAAAGAAAAACAAGAACAGAGACAGCUCAGAGAGUCCCUCCCCGUCUCCUCGUAGAGAGAAGAAGAAAUCCAAAAAGAAGAAAAAGAAACGUGAGGUGUCAGAAGAGGAGGAAGAAGACAACAGCUCCUCAGAUGAGAAAGAGAAAGUGUCAAAGAAGACAAGAGCAAACAGCGAAAGUAAGAGUCCUCCAAAAGCAAAAGCAGCGCGACACAGAAGCGUCUCCUCCAGCUCGGCUCACAGCCAGUCUCCACCGCCACUGAGAUCACGUCAACAGGACCAAACUACAAGAAACAUCGAUGAAGGUAGAAAAGGGAGAUCACCGGACAGGAGGAGGCGAGGCUACGAGGAGCAAAGCCCACAGCGUCAAGGAGGGGACGGGAAGAGGCCCAAUCUUGACAGAGAAAAAGAUCGACAGAGUAGGACCGAGAAGACCUUCGCGAAGAGGAGACAUGACUCCUCUUCUUCACCUUCUCCUCCGCCACAGAAAACCAACGAGAGGGAGAAAGGAAGGCGAUCCAGGAGCAAACAGAAGGAGAGCGACAAGGCGAGGCGUUCAAGAAGCACAGAGAUGCCCAAAAGGAGGCGCUCAAGGAGCAUAGAUGCAGAGAAAAGGAGGCGUUCAAGGAGCAUAGAUGCAGAGAAAAGGAGGCGUUCAAGGAGNNUAGAUGUAGAGAAAAGGAGGCGUUCAAGGAGUGCUGAGAUGGAAAAAAGAAGGCGUUCAAGAAGUGUGGACAUUGAGAAACGAAGGCGUUCAAAGAGCCCAGAGAUGGCCAAAAGGAGGCGAUCAAGGAGUGUAGACAUGGAAAAAAGGAGGCGUUCAAGGAGUGUAGAAUAUGAGAGGGAAAGAGCGAGGCGUUCAAGGAGCAAAGAAAAAGACAGGGAGAGAGGGAGGCGCUCCAGAAGCAGAGAUGUGGAGAAAGUGAGGCGUUCUAGGAGCAGAGAAAAGAGGGACAAAGGAAAGGAGAGCGUUCCUCAGCGAACCAGACAUGACUCCUCUUCAUCUCCUUCUCCUCCUCCUCCUUCUCCUCCACCUCCUCCAAGGCAGGAGAGUCGGAGAGAAAGGAGCAGAGAUGCCGACAGGAACAAAAAGACGAGACACGACUCCUCAUCUCCUUCGCCGCCGCCACCACCACCGCCUGAGAAGGAAAGGUUGAGGAGGGAGAGGAGCGGCGAGAGGGAGCGCCGGACUGAGCGAGAUCCGCCUUUGAGGAGUGACAAUAGGAGGAGGCCGGAGAGGGAGGCGUCUCCUCGCCAGCACAAAAACGUCAGCAGGCGGGACGGAAACCCGUCGCCAUCGCCCGUCGCCAAUGGACGCCAAAGAGAACGGGAGGGCGAAAGGAGACGAGAAGCCAACGUGGAGGUCGCUAAGCAGAGAGAACAGGACAGAGAAGGAGGCAGAAGACGAGAGGAGGUGGUCAGGUCUUCUACAGACAGCAGGAGAGAAGGAUCCAGACCAGCAGAGAAGGUCAGGAGCGAAAGACCAGAGGUAAACGAAAGGCAGGAGAAGGAGAAACCCGAGGAAAAGCUGACGAAACAGGCCGAGAAAAAACGAGAGAGCAGCAGCAGCAGUAGCAGUAGCAGCAGCAGUGGUAGCAGCAGCAGUGGCAGCGACAGCGACAGCUCCUCGUCUUCCUCCUCUUCGUCAUCCUCCUCGUCCUCCUCUGAAGACGAAGGGGAAGCCAAGAAAACUGGAUCUGCGAGCAGUCCUGAGAAAAGUAGUCAGUCUGCCGUCGGCGCUGCGUUUCAGAGGUAUUUAGCAAACGGUAAGAAGGAAGGUGUGGCUUCUGAAAGUGACGCUCCCAGACGGUUGCAGAGGGAAGCAGACAAACUUGAGAACCGACCCAAAGGCCAGGAACGCUACAGCCCCACCCAGGCCGACAGCCCCAGUCCACCUCCAUCGCCCCCCAGAAGCAACAGGUACUCCCCGUCCGAGGCCAAAGCUGGGGGAAGGGACAGGGACGGAUCCAGGAGGCCCACCAGGUCCAGCCCCUUGGCCAGGAGGUCACGCUCUCCUCCCCAGAGGACCUCCAACGCAUCCCCAGCCCGUCGCACUCCACCGAGGCAGUACCAGGAACCACCGUCCAGGUCCCGAAGAGCUUCCCCUCCUCCAGCCUGGACAGACCGGGACAGAGACAGACAGAGAGACAGAGACAGGGACAGAGAGAGGGACAGGGUAUUUAGGAGGAGCAGAACCAGGAGUCCAAGGAGGAGAAGCAGAUCAAGAUCCAGAAGUCCCAGGAGGCGCAGCCCCCCCAGCCGACCUCGUCGAUCUCCUUCUCCUCAGCGACGAAGGAGAACCAGUCGAUCCCUGUCCAGAGAACGAGAACGAGAGCGAGAGCGUGAACGAGAGCGUGAACGGGAGCGAAGCGAGAGCGUGAACGAGAGCGUCAACUGGACCGUGAACAGAGAACGAGAACGUGAGCGUGAACGUGAACGUGAGCGAGAACGUGAACGUGAGCGUGAACGUGAGCGAGAACGUGAGAGAACCAGACAGAGGGAGGUAGAACAGCAAAGAGAGAGAGAAAAGGAACGUCUGCAGCCGAAAGAUGUUCCUCCACCUCGCAGGUCCUCCUCUUCCUCAUCCUCCUCCAGCUCCUCCUCUUCCUCCUCGUCCUCACCUUCACCGCCGCGAGAGAGAAAAGACACCAAAGCAGUACCUGAGAGUCAGGAGAAGAGGGAGGACAGGGAGCCGAAGAGUCGCUCCUCCAGAGACUCCUCCCACGCUCCGCCCUCAGGCCGGAGGAGCUCGCCGUCCCGAAGGUCUCCAGCCGGCAGCCAAUCAGACGCCAAACAGCCGCCGAGAGGUGCGAGCAGGAAGCAGCCGUCGCCGCUAGUCCAACCGGCUCCACCGCCAGAGCAAACGGCCAGAAAUAAGAGCGCCAUGAACGGGAAGGAGGGAGGAGACAAGAAAGGCAGCAGCAGCUCCAGCUCCUCCUCAUCGUCCUCAUCAUCCUCCUCUUCCUCGUCUUCAUCCUCCUCUUCAGACAGCUCUGACUCUGAGGCAGAGCAGGAAAAAGGGAAAACAGACAAAACUCAGAGCUCUCACUCCUCGUCCUCCUCAUCUGACAAUGAAAAGGAAACAACGAAAAAGAGCCCUGUUCGGCCUCGUCGGGUUCCGGCUGAUUCCCUGAGAGAUUCUCGCUCACUCAGUUAUUCUCCUCCCAGACACAUGAGGGCAGCAGCGUCUUCGCCGAGUCGCAGAAGCGGCAGCAGACAGUCGCCGAGUCGCUCAUCAGGCAGCCGACGAAGGAAAUGAUCCGACAGCUCGGCGACGCCACACUACUUCUUCUUCUUCUGUGUUGUUUGAACUGGAGGACAACAUGGAUUCAGAGCCAGCGGCCAGUAGAUCUGUGGAUGUCAGGGCUGACUCUUCCAUUUCUUUUUAUGAGCUGAAUAAGAAGCAUUCACAGUUAAGUAACACUGUCCCUCUGUACUUGUACUGUUUGUUGAGUUCUACCUGUAGAUAUGAGCUGUCUGUAUUUUGGUUAUUAUCACGUAACAGAUCCGCGAUUUCCAUUUAAUGUGAACGGAAACAUGUGGUUAAUUUCUUUGUUGAAAAUGAUUAAUAAUAAUAAAAGGCAAUUGUACAUUUUA